Molecule: messenger RNA, 4336 nt
Organism: Colossoma macropomum (tambaqui)
Lineage: Eukaryota; Metazoa; Chordata; Actinopteri; Characiformes; Serrasalmidae
Product: CD2-associated protein
Exons: 19
Coding region: 319-2280 (653 amino acids)
Cellular component (GO): plasma membrane; vesicle; cytoplasm
Molecular function (GO): protein binding
Source: RefSeq, a predicted model, not a curated record
GGAGUUUUCUUGCCGUUUGUGUAGAUGUGUGGCACUAGUUUAGUUUCAGGAAAAUCCAAGAAAGGUGGGGACUUGUGGACAACUUCCUGCGCGGUCCGCGUACGAGCAACGGUGAUAAGUCGCACGCCUCCGAAACAGUCGACGGGCCGUUGUCGAGACGAAGACGGAUGGAUUUAUUUCGCGAAUAAACUUGGGUUUUCGCGAGAAACUCCUCGGCAUAGUUGCGCGCGAGCGGGAUAAACAUAUACAUCGCUAGCAUCCAGGUGGCUAGCUAACGUCAGCUACAGGACGGGAGACGGUCCCGCAUCGAAGGACAGUAUGGUUGAAGUGGUGGUGGAAUAUGAGUAUCAAGCCGCCCAUGAAGAUGAGUUGACACUCAAGCUAGGAGAUGUAAUCAAGAACGUGAGACGCAUCGAGGAGGAGGGAUGGAUGGAAGGUGACCUGAAUGGACGAAGAGGCCUUUUCCCAGACAACUUUGUGAAGGAAGUGAAGAAAGAACCAACGAAAGAGGUGUCGAAGGAGGUCAAGGAAGUCAAGGAGGUGAAGGAUGCAAAGGAUGUAAAGGAUGUGAAAGAGGUGAAGGAGGUAAAGGAGGUGAAGGAAGACUCUCAGCCACAGCGCAGGUCGGCAGGGAACGUAGCCAGUCUGGUGCAGAGGAUCAGCACUUAUGGCGUCCCAACAGGAGGCCUAGGCCUCCAGCCCCGCGCCUCCAAAAAGAAACCGAAGAAGCGUCAGUGCAAAGUGCUUUAUGAUUACGUGCCUCAGAACGAAGAUGAGCUGGAACUGAAGGUGGGCGACAUCAUCGAAAUCACUGAAGAGGUGGAGGAAGGCUGGUGGAGCGGAACCAUGAAUGGGAAGUCUGGCCUUUUUCCCUCUAACUUUGUCAAAGAAGUCGAGAUGAGCGAGGAAGCAGAAAGCAACGAUGCGCCUGAUGAGCCAGACAGCAAAGACGAGCUCAUGAGUCCGACUUCCCCUGGAAAUGGGGUCAUUGCUCAGCCUAAAAAGGUCAAAGGGGUCGGGUUCGGAGAUAUUUUCCGGGAAGGCUCGGUGAAGCUGAGAGUGCGACUGCCGUCAGAGUCUGAGGAGAAGAAUGAAAAGCCGAUCCCAUCAUUACCAUCUGCUGCUAAGCCUACCCAUUUGAGCACGCCAGAUGCUCAGAAAGUGGAGAAAGAUGGGGAAAGCAAAGGAAAGGUAAAGGAAUACUGCAAGGCCACCUUUAAUUAUGAGGCUUUGAAUCAGGAUGAGCUGGAAUUUAAGGAAGGUGACAUCAUUCAUUUACUGAGUAAGGACACUGGGGAGCCUGGCUGGUGGCGAGGAGAACUGAAUGGCAAAGAGGGAGUGUUCCCUGACAACUUCGUGGUGCUGAUUCCAGAGACGGACAAAGAGACACCUGUAUCCAGAGGCUCCGUUAAGCAGUCUGCCAAACAAGAACCUGAAGAAAAACCAAAGAAGCCACCACCACCAUCCAAAUCCACAGUCCUGAAGACCGAGGUCCCCAGUGCUGACAAGAAACCACCACAGUCACGACCUGAGGACAAAGUUGACAGGGCUGUGCCGGACAAACCUGCCAAGCCUGCUGCUCCCAUCGUACCCCCCAAAAAGCCUGUACCCCCUCCAGGCAAAGGACUGUUGCGUCCAGCAACUCUGACACCAAAACGACCUGAUAAACCUCUCGCUCCAUCUCCAGUAGCUAAGCACAAUGGAGAGGUGCCUCACCCACGACCAAAGUCAGACUUUGAACCGACAUUACCCAGCAAACCAAAAACGCUGUCAGGAGACUGGACGGAGAAGACCGCUGACUCAGAUCUCAUGAGCUUCGAUGAUGUCUCCUCUACCUCAGAAAAGCUGUCUCAUCCCACAGCAAACAGACCAAAGAUGCCUGGCAGGCGACUGCCGGCCCAGUUUGGUGGAGCCCCCUCUCCAAACAAGGAGGCCAGUGAGAAAGCUCCGAAAACAGAGGAGGAGGACGCUCCAAAACCAAAGUCAUCAGAAACCUGGAAGCCAUCCCUCUCAACACCGUCAACUACUGUGCAUAAUAAAGCAGCCAGCAUGCCUGCUCCUGAGCCCAAACCGAAAGCUGACGUGGAGGAGCAGAAAGGAGGCGAGCUCGACGAGCUCAGGACUCAGUUGAAAGAGCUGGUGCUCUCCAUAGAGUUACUGAAGGCACAGCAAAUGAGAGAGCUUACUGAACUGAGGAGUGAGCUGGACGAGGAGAGGUUGAAACGAGUGGCCCUGCAGAUGGAGAUAGAGAAAUUAAAAAAGCAGGUACAAUCAACGUGAGGGCAGAUACCGAUCCUGUCAUCGGAAAGCCCUCCUGUCGUCCCCGCCGGUGGAAUGCCCCCACAAGGGACCGAUAUCAUUCCCAUAAUCCUUAUAGUCACUGACCUUUUCCACAAAUUGUAAGAUUUACAUUUGCACAUAAUGAGGUUUUUAAGGUAUAGAAAGGUGUAAUUAAGACAGAUGUAUCUCUCUCUCUCUCUCUCUCUCUCUCUCUCUCUCUCUCUCUCUCUCUCUCUCUCUCUCUCUCUCUCUCUCUCUAUGUCUCUAUGUCUCUUUUUCCUUCUGUUUUUGUUUGCCAACAACAAUUGAGGCCUUAUUAUAAACUACUGUGCUGGAUAUGCAGUCUCCACAUUCAUGUGAGAGUGUGGCAGAAUUUGCAAAUUUAACUACUGAAGCUGUAUAAAGUAAUGGAGGGGAUUUUUUUGUUUCCUUAUUUUUAUGACAUGGGAUAGAUUUUUUUCUUUCUUUCUUUAACUAUUAUGAUUGCAGCAGUAAUCUUUCCAUAUUAGCCUCUUUAGAUGACUGUGGAAUAUAUGACGUACUCCUGAUUUUUGUUGCUAUGUCAAAAGGGAGAUAGGCCUACACUUUUGUUUUUGUCUUGUUUUUUUUUUUUCUAACAUUCCUAUCCAGGGUGACACUAUCGUGCCUGUUUUACAAGUGUUAAUACUGGGAGCUUUCGUUUAUAUCCUUAGAUUUAUGGCGAUAAAUAUAUAUAUAUAUAUUUUUUAUGGUCUUGUGAUUGCAGAAAAUGGGAAAAAACUAUAUGGAUUAUGUGUCUUGGUCGAGUUUAAAAAGCCUCAGAUGGCAUAGUUCUGUAAACAGUAGGUGAUCUAAUAUAAAGUAAGAGCUGCUGGUUUAAUGAUGGACUCUUACCCUUUCCCUAAAUCUUCUCCUUUUUGUCACCACAUACAUUUUCUCUGGCAGAUUAUCAAAUUGUCUUGCGCAUAGCAUGGCAGGCACACUAACGACCCAGCAAAUGAUCCAGUCCAGUUUGAAUUUUGGAUUUAGUACCAGUCUGAACAUGAAAUGUUCCUGACACAGUUGUCGAAAAAGCAUCUAAUGCUUGUUAUAAAAGAUCUCUUUGUGCUUCAACGUCUGCAAAAUAGCAGCAUUUUGAGCAGCGAUGGCCCAGUUGAAGCUGGAAUGUUGCAGAGACCGGCACUUUUGCUUUGUCAGAAGAAGCAGACUUGGCCAGGGCAGCCAUUCUGAUAUGCGCCAAGUGGCGGUCAUGCUUUUUGUUGCUUUCUGAGGUUCCACUUCACUCCAGGACCGCCCAUGUCUGGACGAAACCCAUGACUAACCCCUGCCCGACCCACCAAUCCCAAAAUAUCACUGUUAAGUGCUUUUGCUUGCUUGCACAACCCCUCAAUCUAAAUGAUGGCUUUCCUUCUUGAAAUCGGAUUAGAAAUCCCUCUUCUAAAUGCCAAACACUGUGGAUGGCCUUGUCAACAGAUUCUCAGCAGACUAAAAGCUACCUUUCAGCAGCCGCCCCCACGUUCGGCUGUGUCAAAACAUAUUGGAUAUGUUUAUGUAACCGUGCUCACGUCUGUCUUACUAACAAUCACGAAAUUGAACCUUGUUCUUCAUUCGAGUACACUAAGAGUGUACCCUCUCCUCAGGCUUCUUUACUCCUGCAAGAAAGAGCUCUCCACAUCAGGGACUGUGGGACUGUGCGCAUGUCUGUGUGAAUGUGUGUAAAGUGUGUGUGUGUGUGUGAUUGUGAACUGCUUAUUGUCAGCAGAGCAAGAUGACAUCUUAAUCCCUACAGCAAUAAACAAAUUAAACGCAUCUAAUCAGUGUCCAAUCCAGGUUAAAUCAAUAGUAUUCAAGUAGUAUUUUCUUCCUCAUGGAUACUUAAAGCAGAUUCGGCUCUGUCGUCUAUGAUUGGCCUGAAAACAUUACAUUUUGUUUUAUUAUUUUUUUUUAAAGACUGUUGACAACGGCUGUGCACACAUUCAACAUCUCUCCAAGUGAUCUUGUUUACAUGAUUCUGAAAGGAAAUGCAUGAACUGAGAUUUUGUUUUUUUCAAACUGAAUAAAUAUCAUCUUUUAUUUA